AUGGCGGCUUUUUUUUCCAGCUCCCUGGUCUUCUUUUUGUUCUUCUUGUUGUUCUUGGGUGUCAGAGAGUCGGGCGCUGGUGGGGGUGGUUCGCUCAGCAGGAGCUCCUUCCCCCCUGGUUUCCUCUUCGGGACGGCCUCCUCGGCCUAUCAGGUGAAGAGCGUGUCAACUCUUCUUCUUCUUCUUCUUCUUCUUCUUCUUCUUUUCUCUGUUUUUCCCCCGGCUUUCCUUCCCUACCCUCUCGCUGAUGGAGGGACGGCGCGCCCCUGUGUUUCCGUGCUGUCCCGCAGUACGAAGGCGCCGCCGCAGAAGAAGGCCGAGGCCCCAGCAUCUGGGACACGUUCACCAGCCAACACCCAGGUUUGCUCUCUCUCACUCUCUCUCUCUCUCUCUCUCGACCCUUAGAGUGGUUGUGUAGCUGACGAGUCUUCCCCGUGGCUUUCGUACGCAUAAAAUAUAAUAUGCUUUACAGAUUAUAUGGCCUUGAUAUAACCCUCAGAGAGUUUUUUUUCUUACGUGCGGUUCGAAGUAGCAAUCUUAUUGGUCUCAUGCAGAAGACUAAACAAGCAUCCUGUCGACCAUAGUUCAAUAUUCGUGAUCACCCUUCCGGAAUUUCUGGGAUUCCGGUGCUUUUUCAUUGUCUUAUGAAAAUAAUCUGAAGUUAUAAUCUGCCUAUCGCCGGUCUUUCGCAAAAAAACUAGCUGGUUCCUGGCUUACAAUAAUCUAAAGCGGUAUCUACACUUCUACCCUGCAGAGAAGAUUCGAGACCGAAGCAAUGGAAGUGUUGCGACAGACUCUUAUCAUAGAUACAAGGUACUGUAGUCAAAAACUUUGAUCCUUUUUUUUUUUUUGUUUCAAAUAUGGAUUAUUUAUUUACAUCUCUUUUGUAACCUCUUGAUUCAUAAAAAUAAAAGGGUAGCUCUUUAAGAAUGUGGGUACUCAGUUAACUAUACGGAAGGUAAAGAAUAUAAAUAAAAAAGAAUUCCAGUUAACUAUGAAGAAUAUGGCAAGAAAGCCUUGAGGUUUCAAGUUCAGAAAGAGAAAUGAAUUUGGACCGAUCUAGAUUUCAAGAAGUUUUCACGUAUACUGUAUUGUGACAUGGUUGCAUUUUUCUCGGAAUCUACUUGUAAGACUCUCUCUCUCUCUCUCUCUCUCUCUCUCUCUCUCUCUCUCUCUUAUGGUAGAGUAUGAUGACAGCCAGACCCGGCCUGUCUGGGCCAAGAUUGGGUUUCACAGGCUUUUGCUGUGGAUCUAUCUUCCGAUCUUCGAUCAACGGCUGGGCUUGAUUAGAUCCACGUCGGGCCUUGGGGUCGACACCCUGAGUAUGUAUGGGUACGCAAAUUAACAAGAGUCUGUUCUGCAUGCAGGAGGAUGUGAGGAUCAUGAAGGAGAUGGGCGUCGACGCAUACAGAUUCUCCAUCUCUUGGACGAGGAUACUACCGAGUAAGCAACAGUCGGGAAUUCCAAUCUGUUCUUGUUUUUAAAUUUCGACAUGGAAAAUGGCAAAUUUUGACCAUCAUCACCAUAAAUUAUCACAAAAAGGAGAGCUAAUGUGCGUGUCCGCAGAUGGAAGCCUAAGCGGGGGAGUGAACAAAGAAGGAGUCGCAUACUACAACCGCCUCAUUGAGGAGCUCAUCUCCGAAGGUCUAUGAUUCACCCAUUAAUCAUAUUCUCGGGCUGGCCGCUGGAUGUUCCCUCUCCUAAGUCGUCUUCUUCUAAGCCUCCACAGGCGUGCGGCCCUUCGUGACUCUCUUCCACUGGGACUCUCCCCAAGAUCUGGAAGAUCUCUAUGGAGGCUUCCUGAGCCCCAAGAUCGUGUAAAGCCAACGCCACCCCUCGCCUUCCUCGAGAUUAUGGUUCGAUCACAGGCUCAUAUGAGAAUCAAUAAUGUUCUUGCAGCCCAGAUUUCGUCAACUAUGCGGAGGUUUGCUUCAGGGAGUUCGGCGACAAGGUGAAGCACUGGAUCACGUUCAACGAGCCGUGGAGCUUCUGCGUGGGGGGCUACGCGCGCGGGAUGACCGCACCGGGGAGAUGCUCCCCGUGGGAGGCCAGAGAUUGCAGCGCCGGUGACUCGGGGAGGGAGCCGUACGCCGCCUGCCAUCACCAGCUGCUCGCCCAUGCGGCGACUGUGAAGCUUUACAGACAGAAGUACCAGGUACCCCAUCUGGUUCAUGAGAAUAUUUUUCUGGGGUAUUUAUUUAUAUGGUUGAGCUUGGUUCGGGUGCGACUGAUCAAUGCAUACUGGGAUAUUUUAGGGUUCGCAGAAGGGCUUGAUAGGGAUAACCCUGGUGUCCAACUGGUUCGUCCCCUUCCACAAGUCAAAGUCCGACGAGGACGCCGCCCAGCGGGCGCUUGAUUUCAUGCUCGGAUGGUGAGUACUAGUCUUCCCGAUGACGAUCAGAUCUUGAGAGAGAAAGGCAGAUGAGGCAGAAGUCUGUCACAGGUUCAUGGAUCCUAUGACACAAGGGGACUACCCGUUCAGCAUGAGGGUGCUCGUCGGAGACCGGCUUCCCAGGUUCACCGUCGAGGAGGCUCAAAUGGUCAAAGGGUCGUUUGACUUCAUCGGACUGAAUUACUACACCUCUUUCUACGCCGCGGCGCUCCCCUUCUCCGACGUGGUCAACGCGAGCUACAGUCGCGACAUUUUUUCCCUUCUUUCAGGUGAGUACUGCAAGGUACCCCCUCUGGUUGUUGUUGCUGUGCUUUCCCCUUCCCUCUGCACCUCACUCCAUGAGUUGGUCUCUGGCUGGACAGGCACGCUCAAGGGGAGAGCCAUUGGCCCUAAGGUGAUCUCUCUCUCUCUCUCUCUCUCUCUCUCUCUCUCUCUCUCUGAUAGGGUUUUACCGCAGGCGGCUUCGGAGUGGCUCUACGUGCACCCGCCGGGAAUAAGAGAGCUCCUGUUGUACACCAGGGAGAAGUACAACAAUCCAGUCAUCUACAUUACCGAGAACGGUAAGCUUGACUGAUCGCCGACGAACACGGUCGUAUACCGAUUUUGUGUCGAUGCUGUUUGCAGGAGUUGACGAGAAGAACGACGAGACGCUGACUCUGGAGGAGGCGCUGAGGGACGACUUCCGCAUCGCCUUCUACGAGCAGCAUCUCCUCCAAGUCCGGCGAGCCAUCAGGUAAUCAGCCUUCUGCGCUCGCUCUCUCUCUCUCUCCGUCCUAUGGCAGAGGAAAGAAGCUUUGAUUGAUUCCUCCGCCGCAGGAAAGGGGCGGACGUGAGGGGCUUCUUCGCCUGGUCUCUGCUGGACAACUUCGAGUGGAUGGACGGCUACACUGUCCGCUUUGGCAUCCACUUCGUUGACUUCGGAGCCGGCCUGAGGAGGCACCCCAAGAGCUCCGCCCUCUGGUUCCGGCAUCUCCUCCGAGCUCGGCGCGUUUGA
This is a messenger RNA of Spirodela intermedia, 3386 nucleotides long. The record is from the annotation of a GenBank genome assembly. Lineage: Eukaryota; Viridiplantae; Streptophyta; Magnoliopsida; Alismatales; Araceae.